AUGGAGAACCGAAAAGUGGUUGUAAUGACACUAUUUGGACGAAAUCCCGACCUACCAUCAGUUCUAUUGAAUUCCCACGUCGAUGUUGGAUCUGCAGUUUUGCAAAACUGGGCCCGUGAUCCAUGGUCCGCUUAUAAAGAUGAAAAGGGCAACAUAUACGGAAUGGGAAUUCAAGACAUGAAAAGCGUCAGUAUCCAAUACUUAGAAGCUGUUCGCGUGUUAAAAAUAUUACGCAAUACCAGCUUCGAGCGGACUGUGCACUUGUCAUUUGUACCGGACGAACAAAUAAACAAUGGGACUCUUGGUAUGGCAUUGUUCGUGCACACUCCAGAAUUUAAAGCAAUGAAUGUCGGUGUAGUAAUAGACGAAGGAUUAGCCUGCCCCGAUAAUAAAUAUUAUGUUUUCUACGGAGAAAGAAGUCCGUGGUGGGUUCAUGUUAAAUGUCGUGGUAAUGCCGGGCAUGCAGCCAUGUUUAUUGAUGACACAGCUUGCGAUAAGGUGCAAAAAGUCAUUAAAUCUUUCACGGAUUACCGCAACAAGGAGCAAAAACGGUUCAAAGGUAAUCAUUGUCAACGUUUGGGUGACUUUACUACUAUAAAUGUGACUGGCAUUCAUGGUGGAGUUCAUUCAAACGCUGUACCCGACGAAUUCACGGCUGCUUUUGAUAUUCGAAUCCCGCCAACAGUCAAUUUACAUAAAUUUGAAGAAAAAAUUAAAACAUGGUGCCACGAGGCGGGAGAUGACGUAACAUAUGAAUUUUUGAACAAGAAUACAAACCAAAAAACAACCCCUACCGAUAGCCUGUGGUGGAAGACGUUUGUAACUACCCUUCGACAAAGAAACGUGGAGGUUUUACAAGAAAUUUUCUGUGCAUUCUCUGAUGGGCGUUUUCUACGAGAAGCCGGAUAUCAAGUGAUCGGUUUUAGUCCAAUGCGAAACACAACCAUGGUGAUGUACGAAAGAGAUGAAUAUCUUAACGAAAAAAUAUUUCUGGAGGGAAUCGAUGUUUAUUGUGACUUGAUACCUGCCUUGGCGAACUUGACAUUUUAA
Styela clava is the source of this 1050-nucleotide messenger RNA. The record is from RefSeq and is a predicted model, not a curated record. NCBI's taxonomy places the organism in Eukaryota, Metazoa, Chordata, Ascidiacea, Stolidobranchia, Styelidae.